Insectozyma verbasci is the source of this 1443-nucleotide messenger RNA. The record is from the annotation of a GenBank genome assembly. NCBI's taxonomy places the organism in Eukaryota, Fungi, Ascomycota, Pichiomycetes, Serinales, Debaryomycetaceae.
AUGAUCGGAAGUGAUUGUUAUCACAUAUUAAUUGAUAAUACUAAUACACAAGAUUACAGAUAUUCUACAAUUGAAAUAACAGAAAUUAAUAAUAGAGGCGAAAUGAAUUUAGAACCUAUAAAAGCAAAAAUUAUUGGUGAUGGUAUUAUAAGAUUAUACAGAGAAUUCGAUGACAUUAUUUUACAACCAAAUCACAUAAAUAAAGGAGAUGAUACAAUGGUUGGUAUAUUAGCUAUUCCAACAUAUUUUACAGCUACAGAUUUAUUAGGUUUUAUUGGGGAGUCUUUUAUGAGUAAAAUUUCACAUUUGAGAAUUUUAAAAAGUAAUAAACCGAAUAGGUUUUUAAUUUUAAUUAAAUUUAAAGAUAUAAUUGAAGCAGCUAAUUUUCAUUAUUCGUUUAAUGGUAAACCUUUUAAUUCAAUGGAACCUGAAACUUGUCAUGUUGUUUAUAUAAAAUCAGUUCAUGUUUGUUACCCCAAGGUUGAAAGUUCGUUGAUACCAUUUUUAUUAAAAGAUCCAUUUACAUCUAUAGAUUUAGAAGAAUUAAAUUUAAUUGAAUUACCUACAUGUCCUGUUUGUUUAGAAAAAAUGGAUGCUAAUAUAACUGGAUUAUUAACAAUACCUUGUCAACAUACUUUUCAUUGUCAAUGUUUAUCAAAAUGGAAAGAUGAUACGUGUCCAGUAUGCAGAUAUUCACAGAAUUUAGGUACAGAUUUAUUAAAAUCAACGGCAAAUAGUCUGUCAGAUUCAAGAUGUAAUGAUUGUAAUCAAGAUUUAAAUUUAUGGAUUUGCCUAAUAUGUGGAAAUGUUGGUUGCAGUAGGUAUGCGCCAGAACAACAUUCAUUAAAACAUUUUAUAAAUACAGGACAUUGCUUUGCAAUGGAAAUAAAUACUAGUAGAGUGUGGGAUUAUGCUGGUGAUAAUUAUGUACAUCGAUUAAUUACUAAUGAAUCUGAUGGUAAAUUAGUUGAAUUACCCGAUAAGAAAAAAUCAGAUCCUGGAUUAGAAUAUUCACAAUUAUUAAUUAGUCAAUUAAUAAGUCAAAGAGAAUAUUAUGAAAAUAUAAUUAAAGAAAAAUCUGAUAUAUCCGAUUUAGAAAAUAAAUUUUCAGAUUUAACAACAAAAUUAAUACCCUCUUUAAAAGAAAAAAUUCAAUCAAAGGAAGAGAAAUUAAAUGAAAUUGUACGUGAAUUAAAUAUUUCAAACUCAUUAAAUGAAGCAUUAUCAGAGAAAAUUGAUCAUUUAAAUAAAUUACAUGAAAGUUUUAAAAUUAAAAUUACAACUCUAACUCAAGAGAAUAAAGAUUUACAAGCACAAGCUAAUGAUUUAAUGUUUUAUCUUGAUAAUCAAGAAAAAUUUAAAAAUGAAUCUCAAGAUGUCAAAGACGGAACUAUUAUAAUUCAACAACAAUCUAAAAAAAAUAACAAAAAGAAGAAGAAAUAA